Nicotiana tabacum (common tobacco) is the source of this 1123-nucleotide messenger RNA. RefSeq names its product cytosolic sulfotransferase 5-like. The record is from RefSeq and is a predicted model, not a curated record. Gene Ontology annotation, molecular function: sulfotransferase activity. Lineage: Eukaryota; Viridiplantae; Streptophyta; Magnoliopsida; Solanales; Solanaceae.
AAUCAACAUAUAUCUUGGUUACUAACAGCUUCCCCUGGGAAAACACAAAACAAAGUGCAGUUUAACUUUUAAACAGUGAUAAUGGCAAGCUCCAAUUUAGAUACUAUUAUGAGCGAAGACGAAUUCGCCACAUUUGUAGAUGGACUUCCGAGGGAGAAAUGCAGAGGACCUAUUAAUUUUUGGUACCAGUGGGACGGCUAUUGGUACCGUAUAGACUUCUUAAAAGCAGCCAUAGCAGCUCAAUCUGGUUUCUUGGCUCGGGAUGAUGAUGUUAUUCUUACUUCAUCUACGAAAACAGGUACUACUUGGCUCAAAGCUCUUAUCCCUUGCAUCAUGGCCCAUAACAGAGAUAAUAUUGAUCAUGAGGAGGAUGACCCUUUACUAAGAAACCAUCCAAACCAACUCAUACCAUCUAUUGAACUAUCAAUAUUCAACCCAAAUAACCUAGAUCCCGAUGUCCUAAACGUUGACGAAAUGCCUUCUCCUAGGCUCUUUCGGACUCACCUGCCUUAUUCCAAGCUUCCAGAGUCGAUCAAGAAUGACAAUUCCAGCUGCAAAUUAGUGUACAUUACCCGCGAACCUAAAGAUGUUUUUGUGUCGUUAUGGCACUUCAUGAAUUCGAUAUCCAAUGCAGAGCCUUGUCCAACUAUGGAUGAAGAAUUCGACAGUUUCUGUAAAGGCAUUCAUCUUUUUGGCCCCUUUCAUGACCAUGUUUUAGAGUACUGGAAUGAAAGUUUGAAGAAACCCGAGAAGAUACUUUUCUUGAGGUAUGAAGAGAUGAAAAAAGAUCCGAAAGGGCAAGUGAAGAAGUUGGCUGAGUUUCUUGGCAGACCUUUUGUGAACGAGGAGGAGCUUGAUAAUGUCCUUUGGAGAUGCAGUUUGGAGAGGCUGAAGAAUCUUCAGGUUAACAAGAAUGGCUUGGAACCUUGUCUUGGCAUUCCUAAAAUUGCUUAUUUCCGCAAUGGUCUUGUUGGGGACGGGAAAAAAUCCCUCACAAAAGAGAUGCAAGAACGUCUUGAUCAAAUUACACGCGAAAAAUUUGAAGGCACUGGCUUAGAUCUUCAAGUUAUUUAAGUCUCUUCCUAGCUUAUUAUUUCCAGGCAAAACUCCAUUUGUGAUUUGU